GUUGAAUACGUCAUCAACCUUAGACCGUUCCUUGAUCAUGAAUGUCACAUUGGGUCUGUCGUCCACCAGGGAAUUUUAAAUGUCUAUUUGUCGCAGGUUUAUCCAGCAAUUGUGUAUACGAGAAGUUAAUCCAGUUUAGAGUCCCUAUAACUCAGAUCUCUACUACUUUUCUUGCAUGAAGACGUGAGGAAUAACCAUGGUUCAUCUCUCAUCCCUGCUGUUGAAGACGUACCACGGGGGACAUGUGGUCAUCAGAAUGUCUCUGGGCGGCGCAACCAACCGACCAUUUUAUCGCAUUGUGGCCGCAUACAACAAGAGAGCUCGGGACAGCAAAUACAUAGAGCAGUUAGGAUCGUACGAUCCUCUGCCCAAUAUUCACAAUGAGAAGUUGGUCAGUUUCAAUUACGACCGGAUUAAGUAUUGGAUUGGCUGUGGGGCACAUCCAACCAAGCCUGUGGCCAAACUUUUAGGGCUGGCAGGAUUUUUCCCUCUCCACCCCAUGACGGUGACGGAGGCGGAGAGGCGAAUGACGAAAGCUGAGCUAGAGGCUGCCGCUGGCGCCGCCGCCGCCGAGAACCUAGAGGAGGCCACAGAGCAUCGGCCGGAGCAGUAGGCCGUCGCUGUCCGCCGUGCUCCAGAAUGGCCACGGGCCAUCAGAAAGACUGUGUGUUUCCUGGAGCACACUCCUGUAAGACGGAGGUUUCCUGCUCUCUCUGAGGUGUAUGUUGAGCAUAUUUAGUUGUCCCGCCACCUUGCACUUGUUUAUUUUUUUUUUCCUGAUUUAGCCGUUUUGAAAAGAGACGCUCAUUACACACAAUGGAUGUCAUUCAAUAACUUUCAGCAAUGUGAAAUCAUAGUCUUUUCUAGAAACUCACAGUUGGCAGCGUUAUGUUAUGAUCCCCAGUGUUAGUUUGCUUCUUUUUUUAUUUUGUAUGAAAAGGUAGUAUUAAAAGGAAGUGAACUGUA
Molecule: messenger RNA, 966 nt
Organism: Clupea harengus (Atlantic herring)
Lineage: Eukaryota; Metazoa; Chordata; Actinopteri; Clupeiformes; Clupeidae
Gene: mrps16
Product: mitochondrial ribosomal protein S16
Biological process (GO): mitochondrial translation
Cellular component (GO): mitochondrial small ribosomal subunit; ribosome
Molecular function (GO): structural constituent of ribosome
Source: RefSeq, a predicted model, not a curated record